AAUUUGACAAUGAUGAUGACAAAGAUUAUGAUUUUGGAAGUGAAAAUGAAAAAGAAGAUUGGGAAUUGGAAUUUAAGAUUUUUUUAAAAAAAACCAAACAAAAAAUAGUGAUGAUGAUGAGAAAUCAAGAAAAACAGGAAGAUAAUAGCCAAACAAUUAAUUCUGUUCUCUCUGAAAAACAAAACAUUUCAACAUUUAUUGAAAUUUCCGUUACUGCAACAAUAGAAGAAGUAUUUGAUGUAUUACUUGCUGAAAAUAUUAUAAGUGUAUCUGUUUAUAGACUUUGGAGAGGCCAUAAACAACCAAUUGCGAUUGUUAAUGUUUUUGAUUUAGUUUCUUUUGUUUGUUUGCAGCCAAUUUUUGACAAUGAUGAAGUUUUAAGUAAUGACAAUAAUUCUUACUUUUUACAAAAACCAAUUGGUGAACUCAUUGGAUUAACGCCAGAGAGCACAAAUCUGACUGUAUGCCAUACAGAAGAUCCACUUGUUAAUCUAUUAGAUUUGUUUACACGUAAACAAAUUCAUCGUGUUUUGGUGUCCACUCAACAUCUAAUCGAAGACCCAGAUAUUGGCAAAGUCAUUAAUGAGGAAGAGGUGCAACCAUCUUUAACAGCUUUUAAAAAAAUGCAUCAAUAUGGAGUCGAGGCAGUUGCAAUUGUUAAUGAUGGUGGUAGCCUGGUUGGAGAAAUAUCAGCAGCUGAUUUACGUGGUUUAAAUAAAGAUCGUUUGAGUGAUUUAAAAAAACCUGUCAUAAUGUUCCUUAAAUCAACCAAAGGUGCAUUAAUUAAACCAUUAAUUUGUCAUCAGAAAUUUACUUUGAGCCAAGUUAUGGCAAGUAUUGUGCAUAAUAAGGCUCAUCGAGCUUGGGUUGUAGAUGAGAAUGAUAUACCUAUUGGUUAUGUUUUUACCUGA
Messenger RNA from Entrophospora sp. SA101, 911 nucleotides. The record is from the annotation of a GenBank genome assembly. NCBI's taxonomy places the organism in Eukaryota, Fungi, Glomeromycota, Glomeromycetes, Entrophosporales, Entrophosporaceae.